ACAGGGAGAAGUGCAAGAGUUUUACACGAAUUCCCUACAGAGUCUAUAGAGAGUUUAUCGCUACGGAUAGCAGCAGGGACCAGUUUACAAUAACUCUCAGUUAGUGGCAGAGAUGAGGGAAGGGCUCGUGUAUUUGGUCAGUACUAGUGACUGUAACAGACGUUUAUCCUCAGACAACUCAUUUCGGCAGUGUGUGGGCCGCUAAUAGCCAGUGACUGAUCUAAUUUAACUGUGUAUAGGGACAGUCCUCUCUCUCACCACAGACUCUACACUAGAAGUUUCCCAAGAGACAACAGGUGGGGCCCCAGAUCCUUAUACAACAGACCGGGGCCGCUUGUGUCACACACUGAGACUGAGACUCCUCGUCGGACCCUAUUGAGGGCGAGAGAGAGAAACGCACAAGGACCAGGCCCCUCCCCUUAUUUCUGGGGCAAAAAGAGGCGGAGCCUUAGUGCGAGACCCUCCCCCUUACUUGGCUCUUACUCUCCCGAUCCUCCCGCAGCAGCAGCAGAAGAAACUUACAGACCGGCGGGGACAUGGGCUGAGUCCGGCACAACUGGAACAGUAAUGGCAGCGACACGCGUCUUCCACCUCCAGCCAUGCGAGAGUCCCCCGCCAGCGAUGUCCAGGAAUGGAUACUUCUUUCAGGAAGAAGCUGGCUACCUUAAGUGUGACACAGAUGAUGGCUGUGACCCCAAAGAAGAAGAAGGAGGGGGAGGAGAGGAGCUUUUCGACACUGUUCACUCAUCGAUUGUAUCAGGGGAGAGCAUCAGAUUCUUUGUCAAUGUCAAUUUGGAAGUGCCACAGAGUACAACAGCAGAAAACGAGAGUGCUGGCUGUGUAUUACUGCAUACGUCAAGAAAAUAUCUAAAGUUAAAGAACUUUGAGGAGGAGGUAAGGGCACACCGGGAUCUGGACGGCUUCCUAGCCAAGGCCAGCAUUAUCCUAGAUGAGACGGCCACCUCUCUGGAUGACGUCCUGCGGGAGAUGCUGAAGCACUUUGUGGAGGAUCCAGAGAAUGCGGAGCCCAGCUGUAACUUUAACAAAAUCAUGAGCACUUUAUUCACUGAUUCCGGGGCACCCAGGGAAGGGAAUGUUCAUCUCCUCUCAGAUACAAUUCAAGGGGUAACUGCUACAGCCACUGGGGUACAGUACCAGCAGUCGUGGCUGUGUAUUAUUUGCACUAUAAAGUCCCUUCAGAAAAGACAUGUUUGUAUCAGUCGGCUGGAGAGGCCCCAGAACUGGGGGGAGAACUCCUGCGAGGUCAGGUUUGUCAUCCUCGUUCUGGCACCGCCAAAAAUGAAAAGCACCAAAACAGCGACUGAAGUUGGAAGGACGUUCGCCACAAUGUUUUCUGACAUAACCUUCCGGCAAAAGCUUUUAGAAACCAAAACAGAAGAGGAGUUUAAAGAGGCCUUAGUGCACCAGAGGCACCUGCUGACCCUCGUGAAUAAGCAUUCGGCCCUAAACGACGGCCAUAAGGUGCAGAGCCACAAGCCCUUAAAGCUCAAUGAAUUUUUCAAUGUGGGAAAGGGAAUUUUCGAUGACAUUGCACGCAGAUUGCCGGUAUACCCGAUGGAUUUUACAGACGGUAUAAUCGGAAAUAACAAGGCCAUAGGAAAGUACAUUACAACUAUGAUUUUCUUGUACUUUGCCUGCCUCCUGCCCUCUAUAGCCUUUGGCUCUUUGAAUGACGAAAGCACCGCAGGGGUGAUUGAUGUUCAAAAGACAAUUGUCGGCCAGUGCAUUGGGGGAGUUAUUUACUCUCUGUUUUCUGGGCAACCAUUGGUUGUUUUAUUAACCACUGCUCCUUUGGCUUUAUACAUAAAUGUAAUCCGAGGGAUCUGUGAUGACUACAAGCUGGAUUUUAAGGCGUUCUAUGCCUGGACUGGGCUGUGGAAUAGCUGCUUUCUUAUUCUUUACUCUCUCUUCAACUGUAGCCUGUUGAUGAAACUAUUCAAGAGGUCGACAGAAGAAAUCAUAGCACUUUUUAUAUCUAUAACUUUUGUGCUGGAUGCACUUAAAGGCAUUAUCAAAAUUUUUAAAAAGUAUUAUUUGGAAAUCCCAAGUUCAUACACGUACCUUGACCAAGAAUAUAAUAAACACUUGCCAAAUCUGAAUGUUACGUCUGACGUCCUGCUGAAUUCAGCGUUCAAUGGCUCUGUGUUUGCACAAAAUGGAAGUAGUAGUGACCCAGAGGAAAUACAUUAUGGCAGGGAGUCAGCAGUGCUCAGUCUCAUGUUGAUGUUUGGCACCUUGUGGCUGGGCCACACUCUCUAUCAGUUCAAAAAAAGCCCCUACCUUCAUUCUCGAGUGCGUGAGAUGCUGUCGGACUGUGCUCUGCCCAUAUCAGUCCUGACCUUCUCAGUGGUGGGAUCCUACUUCUUCAAGGAGAUUCACAUUGCCAAGUUCAACUACAUAAAGACAGAGAGUAUGUUUGUUCUGGCUCCUAUUAGCUCCCUCUCAAUGGGGCCGAUUACUAGCGCUAUGGGACUGGGAUUCCUUCUGUCUAUGCUCUUCUUUAUAGAACAGAACAUCGUCGCUUCUCUAACUAAUGCUCCAGAGAACAGGUUAGUUAAAGGCACAGCCUACCAUUGGGAUCUCCUGCUAGUGGCGCUUAUAAACACAGGACUGUCAGUAUUUGGGAUGCCCUGGAUUCACGCCGCAUUUCCUCACUCCCCGAUGCAUGUGCGGGCACUUGCCAAUGUGGAGGAGAGAGUAGAACAUGGUCACAUCUAUGAGACGAUCGUGAGUGUGAGAGAAACCCGUCUGACUUCACUGGUGGCCAAUGUCCUCGUUGGCCUCUCUCUCUUCCUCCUCCCGUACCCACUGCAGUGGAUUCCCAAACCCGUCCUGUAUGGCCUGUUCUUGUACAUUGCCCUCACCUCUAUUGAUGGUAGCCAGCUCUUUGAGAGAGUGGCCCUCCUGUUGAAAGAGCAGACGGCGUACCCCCCAACCCAUUAUAUUCGGAGGGUCCCACAGAGGAAAAUUCACUAUUUCACAGGCCUGCAGGUUCUCCAGCUGGUUAUCCUGUGUGGCUUCGGAAUGUCGCCUCUCCCCUACAUGAAGAUGAUCUUUCCUCUUAUCAUGAUCGGGAUGAUCCCAAUCAGAUACAACCUACUACCCAAAAUAAUCGAAUCCAAAUACCUGGACGCCAUGGACGCAGAACAUUAGGAUUAAGCGGUUUUUGGGGGAAGGGGAUGGAUUUUUACAUUUGAGGACUGGGAGCCUUUGCACCCCUGAGACUUUAAUCUCCAUAUGAGGGAAGAAAAGACUGACCAAAGCGAAACCCAGAGAUUUUACUCCCUUAUAUCCCGGGCCGAGCUUCCCGUCAACUGGAAACCCAAAGAUCUCGAUUGUUGUUUUUAUACUGGAGCCGUCGCCUCGGGAAUUCAUUGUUUUUUUUUUUUUUACAUAUCUCGGAAAUGAAAAUUAAAUGUGACUUGUGAUAAACCAGGAUUUAUACGGUGAGGGGCCAAAGAUCAGACUGUUUUUCUCUCCGGUGAACUUUGCAAUAUUUUCAGAGGAUUCUAUGGAAUAUUCUGGCUCUUGUAUAUCUCUCUCUAUAUACAGACAUUUGACUUGCACCCCGGCAAACUGAAGGAGACUCGAUAUUUUGUAUUGUACGCGUGAUUUCUAAGUCAAGUCAUCAGGAGGAUCGGAUCAAUUCCCUUUUGUGAUGAAUGUUUUCUACCCGACCCUAAUUUCUACUACCCAACCCAAAUGUCUUCUACCCAACCCAAAUGUCUUCUACCCAACCCAAAUGUCUUCUACCCAACCCUACUGUCUACUACCCAACCAGAAUGUCUACUUCCCAACCAUACUGUCUUCUACCCAACCCGAAUGUCUACUACCCAACCCGAAUGUCUACUACCCAACCCAAAAGUCUUCUACCCAACACGAAUGUCUACUACCCAACCCGAAUGUCUACUACCCAACCCAAAAGUCUUCUACCCAACACGAAUGUCUACUACCCAACCCGAAUGUCUACUACCCAACCCGAAUGUCUACUACCCAACCCAAAAGUCUUCUACCCAACCCGAAUGUCUACUACCCAACCCGAAUGUCUUCUACCCAACCCGAAUGUCUUCUACCCAACCCGAAUGUCUUCUACCCAACCCAAGAGUCUACUACCCAACCCGAAUGUCUACUACCCAACCCGAAUGUCUACUACCUAACCCAAAGUGCUCCGGUCAGCGCCCCCCCACUAGGGCAGCACAUACAAUAAGCUAGCCGACGCUCCUCUGCUUCCUGUUUUUUUUCUCUCUUCUUUUCGUUAAAAUGUGUUUUAAAAAUGACAUUUUGGAUUUGUGAUUUUGCACACCAAUAUCUUGGCAUGAUGUAGUCACUCGGAUACCAGCACCUUCUCUUCUUCUCAAGCCUAAAAAGCCCUUCUGCGUCCAAUGUCGGCCGAUGCUUCUUUAUGUAUAAUGUUUAUACAUCACUAGUAUAAGGUGGGUCACAAUAGCUAGGGAUAUAUAUCUAUAUAUGACCUCUUUCUGGAAGGCCACACUGCUAGCAAUGCCUCUCACUUGUGUUCUACCAACUAGGAUGUCAGCUCUGCUGCGGUUGAACUACACCUCCCAGCAUGCCCUGCACAGUUGCAACACACUGGAGUUGUGGUUCAGCUACAGUUGGUGUAUUGCAGUUUGGCUACUUCUGCUUUCUUUGAAAAGGAGAUUUUAUAGUGCAAUGUUCAUCAACAAAAAAACAUUAUGCCUAUUCCGAAAAUGAUAGUAAUUAUUAGUGCAAUGCACUUGGGUAAGGGCACCCCUUUAUACAGCAUAGGAAAGGCUACAUGUUGUCAGCUCUGCAGGGAGAGCAGUGUUAUCCCCUAUUGAAGAUUUGGGAUUCUGUAGAGCUCGUGGGUGGGACCCUGGAAAUACAGGGUGGAGCCUGUUCUUCCAUUGUGUAUAACUAGAGGGCAAGGCCUGUCACUAUCAUAUCCUGUAGAGCUUAUGGGUGGGGCCUAGAAAUACAGGCAGGACCUAGUAAUCAUACAGUUAUCCAAGGGCGGAGUUUAUCCGUUUUAGCGCCUUGCCCUAAAAGCUAUAGUUUAUCUGUAUUCAACAAUUUCAUUGUAGGGUUUUUUUUGUUUAACGCCUGUCUGAUUAAGGCAUUCUGCUGUUAAUCUCUAUUGUUUCUGAAAUAUUUAACCUUUCUUACCCGCUCCCCUCCGAACGUUCCUAUGGAGGAAACCCAGGAGCCAGGGCUUUGACUGAAAACCUUCUGGUUGCUAGGGUCACAUUCCAUAGCAGUUCUAGGCCAGUUUUCUAUUUCCCCUGGGACAUGGCAGCAGCAAUAGCGUUGAAAAGAAAUAGGGCAAAAACGUUAACUGGAUUCUUAUUAAUGUCAGUGUAUUAAAAGUCAAUUUAUGGCUUAACUUCCCCUUUAGCCUCCAGCCGAUAUCUGAUGUGAAUUUUGCAUGAUGUAUCCGUAUAGGGGCUGAACUUGUUUUGUUUUCCAAAGAAUGUGUGUAAAUACUUCUGUGUUGAUGUUAGGUCAGUUAUAUCAGACUUCUAGACAAACAGCUAUUCCUUUGUCUAUAAAUAUAUAUGUUUUCUAAAAGUGUUUGCUGUGCCUUCAUAAUUUGCAUUGUAUGUAUGAAGUUUUCUGCACCAGUUUGGGGUCUGUUUUAUUUUUUUAUUUUUUUUUGUUUGUUGCCUUUCCUUAUCGACUUUGAGCGUGCAGCAGUCUGUAUGGAUACUAAGUAUCACUAUAAAUGUCUGACUUCCCUGAAUCAUUUAGGGUAAAAGUACAAAUGUAUAGUUGAACUAUAGCCCCCAUGGUGACCAUAGGCUCAACUGGGAUGAUGGGAGUUGAAGUGUAACAGCAUCAGAAGGAGCUGUAAGAGCCAGUGGAAGUCUGAUGUCUGUAGAGGAACUGUGCAUGCUCAACCUUGCUCUAUGCUGCUUCAUUUUGCUACAAAUUGGGUCUGUUCUGUAAAUAUUUGAGAUGUCGGCAAUCAAAGGGAAGAGAGCACCACAGAAAAUUCUAUUAAUAAAGAACGGUUUGGAAAAAAAAAA
Messenger RNA from Xenopus laevis (African clawed frog), 6026 nucleotides. RefSeq names its product solute carrier family 4 member 11 S homeolog (gene slc4a11.S). The transcript has 20 exons. The record is from RefSeq and is a predicted model, not a curated record. NCBI's taxonomy places the organism in Eukaryota, Metazoa, Chordata, Amphibia, Anura, Pipidae. Bases 568 to 3174 code for a protein of 868 amino acids.